Molecule: messenger RNA, 933 nt
Organism: Bufo bufo (common toad)
Lineage: Eukaryota; Metazoa; Chordata; Amphibia; Anura; Bufonidae
Gene: PIERCE1
Product: chromosome 8 C9orf116 homolog
Exons: 3
Coding region: 30-416 (128 amino acids)
Biological process (GO): axoneme assembly
Cellular component (GO): axonemal microtubule
Source: RefSeq, a predicted model, not a curated record
UCCCCGGGCAGCCUCCACCAGAGGACACAAUGUCUGACACUGCAGAACCCAAGGAGCUGACAACCCCCAAAACCAGCGACUACUACCGGGUGCAGCCUGACCUACCUGCCAGGUUCAAUCAGCCGGAGACGUGGAGGGGAGGAUACAGAUCAAAACCGGGGAAUCCGCUUUACCGAACGACAAACCAGACAUAUGGGAGUAAACCGCCGACCGUCCACGAGAUGCCGACCACAUUUAACGGAGUAUCAGACAAGUUUUCAGAAGCCGCAACCAAGUGCGGAAUGUACCGGAAUAAUGGACUGAACACGCAUGUAGAGAAGAGCUUCGUGACCGGCCCCGACAACCUCAUCACCGCCCACGACCGCCUCAACUUCCACAGGAGCUAUAACAUGAGGGGCCCGUCCCAGAGCGUGUGAUCAGCUGCUACAGGAGCCUGCACAUAGGACUGCAUCAGUAUAAACUGCCCUGACAACUGACUGCUCCUAACAUCCCUACCCAUGCUGGACAACUACUCCUAACAUCCCUACCCGUGCUGGACAACUACUCCUAACAUCUCUGCCCAUGCUGGACAACUUACUGCUCCUAACAUCCCUACCCAUGCUGGACAACUACUCCUAACAUCCCUACCCAUGCUGGACAACUACUCCUAACAUCUCUACCCGUGCUGGACAACUACUCCUAACAUCUCUGCCCAUGCUGGACAACUUACUGCUCCUAACAUCCCUACCCAUGCUGGACAACUACUCCUAACAUCUCUACCCAUGCUGGACAACUACUCCUAACAUCUCUGCCCAUGCUGGACAACUUACUGCUCCUAACAUCCCUACCCAUGCUGGACAACUACUCCUAACAUCCCUACCCAUGCUGGACAACUACUCCUAACAUCUCUACCCAUGAUGGACAACUACUCCUAACAUCCCUACCCAUGCUGGA